CUACGACUUCCACCACAGAAUGUUUAACCAAAACUAUGGUACAUUUGGAUUACUGGACAGACUACAUGGCACAGACAAGUUGUUUCGUCAGAGUAAGGAAUUCGAGAGACACAGGAUCCUGCUGGGGUUGACAUCUGCCUCUCAACUUGUACCUGACUCACAGUGAAAGACACUGAAGAGUUUAAGUAUAACU
Geodia barretti is the source of this 193-nucleotide messenger RNA. The record is from the annotation of a GenBank genome assembly. NCBI's taxonomy places the organism in Eukaryota, Metazoa, Porifera, Demospongiae, Tetractinellida, Geodiidae.